AUGCUGCAUGAGGCGUCCACAGAAGGCGAAGGGUUGGAAAGUGCAGCAACAAGAGCAGCAACCUGCAGCAGCACAAAGAAGGCCAAAAUGCCUCCUGAAAAAGGCAGUAGCAAACGAGACACCACUGCCACGGCAGAAGCACCAACGCCUCCCUGCAGCUCGCAGGCGCACAGCAUAGCAGCAACCAGACGAAAAAAAGAGGCAAGCCAGGGAGCAGCAGUUGCAGCUUUCGAGUUGCAAGUCGUGAGCGCUGUUGGCGCAGAAACGUGUGCCGCCGAGGGAGGAGCAGACACUGCGGCGGCUGCAGCGGUGCUCAGCAAACGCAGUGCUCUGCUGAGUGCCGCAUCACUUAGACCUUCAGGAUCGCCAGCAGCAGCAAAAGCGGCAGCUGCUGGCGAACCCUCUUCAGGUUGA
This is a messenger RNA of Cyclospora cayetanensis, 414 nucleotides long. RefSeq lists its product as uncharacterized. Bases 1 to 414 code for a protein of 137 amino acids. The record is from RefSeq and is a predicted model, not a curated record. Lineage: Eukaryota; Apicomplexa; Conoidasida; Eucoccidiorida; Eimeriidae. The transcript has 3 exons.